AUGAGCCUCAGCAAAUUUGAGUCUACACUGAAUCCAGGGUUUAUGAAACUGGGGACAAGAAAAUAUACUCAACUGAACAGUUAUGGUGAAAUACCCAUGUCUUCUCUUCCAGCAUCCAUUUUGUCUCACAUGAUAGCUGUAAGCAAUGUGCCUCCUCCUCCACUCUGCAGUAUUCCAAGCUUGCAAAUACCUAAGAACAUUGAUUAUGGUCAGUUGAAUGCAUUAUGCCACAUGAGAGGAAUACAAUACAGCAGGAGCCAGACCAAUAUCCUAUCAGCGCACAAUAGGUUUAGGAAGCAAUAUCCUAAAAUAUUCAUACAGAAAAAACCCAGACUGCCUAAACUUUUCAAAGAGGAAGGGAAAAGAAAACCUGCUGAAGGCACAGCAGAAAGUAGACCCCAACAAGCUGAUGAUUCUCACAAUAUAGCUGUCCAUGUCAAAAAAAAGCAUGGUGGCCGUACUUUAUAUGGACCAAAAAAAUCUGAAGAGAAUUUAGUAGAAUUCAUGGCUAUCUUAAAGAAAUUGCCCAUUCACAGGAUGCCAUCUGAACACAACGUUGUAUGGAAGAUGCUGAGAACGAUUCCAGAUUUAACCUCUCAGUUAAUUGAUGAGCAUCUGAAAAUACUUAGUAAGAAUGUCAUUUCUGAAACCUGGAUAAAAGGCAGCACAGUGAUUGGAAAUGAUGGAUUUUAUGUAAUACUGAAAGGCCUAGCUCGACCUCAAACACAGAUAUAUAGAAAUCUGAUUGAAGAAAAUGAGUCUACAACCUCUUUCAUAUCUCAGAGUUUCCACAGCUUUGUUUUCAGUGAAGACUUCAGAAACUCUAUAGUGGCUGGAAUGCACAUACCUUCAAUGGACCCAAUGCUUGGACAAUGGAGUACCUUUGGAACCUUGGAGGUUACAGCUCAGAUUGAAUCAGAAACAAAGGUAUACUCAGUGGUGACAGAGGAAGAUUGUGAAAUUCUUAAAAUCCCUGCAAAGAAUUAUGGCAAGUUAAAAUCUGAAAAAACAAAACUGGAAAAUAAACAUAAGGUGAAAUUAAUCUGUAAGUGUCCAUACUACGUGGAGUGGCCUUUAUCCAUAUAUGAGCUAGUAACACUCACUAAAUGGAAGAAAUUUCCCCCAGGUCAAGUAGUUGUGGAAAGUGGAAAUAUAAUCUCUUUUGUGGCUGAUAUUAAUUCUGGAUAUUGUAAGAUUUACAGAAAUAUUGUAGGACUUUCAAAACCACAAUCAAGAAAAGUGAAAAAAAUUCAAAAACUUGUUUAUAUGGGUAGACUUAAGGAGAAGGUGUCUUUUGGUGAGAUUAGUGUUCUUCUUCAAGUUCCUUUCACAUGCACAAUAGUUACUGGAAAAGACAUUGAGAUGGCAAUUAUUGAAGAUAAGGACCUACUUGAGAAUAUGUACCGUCUACCUUCGUAA
Hippopotamus amphibius kiboko is the source of this 1419-nucleotide messenger RNA. It is a transcript of the gene CNBD1, whose product is annotated as cyclic nucleotide binding domain containing 1. The record is from RefSeq and is a predicted model, not a curated record. NCBI's taxonomy places the organism in Eukaryota, Metazoa, Chordata, Mammalia, Artiodactyla, Hippopotamidae.